AUGAGCAGUGGCCCUCCGGCUGACAAGCCAGGUGUGGCGGGCUCAGACUCUCAGAGUGCCCUGAUCAGACAGUCCAUGUCUUUCGCGCCCUGGCAUGACGACCCUAAUGUUCAGCCAGCGGUCAGCCCUGCGGCUGGUCGUGCUCUUGACUAUCGGAAUCCUGAUCUCUAUGCGGCCUGGGGCCUUCUACAUGGACCUCAGCAGCCGACCACCACGGCACCAGGCACGCAUGCAUCCACCGAGUUGCUUGAUUACCCAAUGCAUACUGCAUCUGGUGGAGAUCGUGCUUACUCUGCAUCUGGCGGACAUCAUGCUUGGUCUGCAACGGCCCAGUUAUGGACUGGCUCUGAACAAAUUGGCUAUGAGCAGACAAGUCAGCAACCUCCUCGCCCUGGUUAUACAUCUCAUUCGGGGUUUGCUGUUCCCCGCCACCCCGGCAAGAGACAUUCGUUGCGAAAUGUCAGCCGCCAUUACCUUGUCAAGAACGUUUCCACCGACAUUGAAGGUCUGCAGCUGCUGGUGCUGUUCGAGAGUUUCGAGUCAAAGGAGGGUCCUUUCAUCCCAGAAUUGAACACCAAGGGUCGCUUCUUUGUCGGCUUUGGUGAUAUGAACGAGGCAAAGCGGGCUUACAGCAUGCUUGAGAAUCACUACCAGGACUGGGUGCUGAUCCCAGUUUCGGUAGAGGACUUCAAUCGCGAGAACAGACUCUCGGCCCCCCUGCCUCCAAGCUUUGACGAUCGGGUUCUUGCCAUCAUCUACUGUGGUGGUCAAUCGAGAAUCAAUGCCUCCAACAUUGUGACCCUCCUGAAGCCUUACUUCGAAAAGAUCGGUAAGGUAUUGUCUAUCCAGGAAUUACUUCUUGGAGUCCCCGCGCAGUCCGCUCGUCUUGUCACAUACGAGCUUGUCGUUCGCUAUUUCGUCUGUAGUCACGCUUUGAACGCCAUCAAAGCCUUGAAUUCCAUACGUACGGAGGACUUCGUCAUUGAGAUCACGCCAUGGCAUCCAAAUAUCGAGAGCCAGCCGAUUCGCCACUGGACCUCCUCCACGAAGAUGCGUCGGAUGUCUCACCCCAGCCAUUACAGUGGGAACCAGCCCAACCGGGGCUACAUAUCUCCUGGGGACGCGGACAGCUCUCCUAUUCCACACCGUGAUACUGGCAGGGACUGCACUAUUGAUUUGGGUAAAAUCUUCUAUCGCCAGGAUGAUCGUACAUCUGGCAAGGAUGCACUGGUCGAGAAGUUCCGCAAUAGCCCGGUGAUUCUGAACGCGCACCACAAUCGGCCCAAGCUGUUCCACCUCAGCGGCCCUCGAGCUGGUUGCGAAGCGACAUUCCCGCCCGUUAACAACUUUUACACCCUGGCCAAGGGUGUUGAUCGGAGCAAGCGGAGCGGCAACGACAACCGGCCUUCGCGCUUUGGGUUCCGUACUCACCGUUACGGUGGCAGCGAGUGCGACAGCCCCGCAUUCGAAGAGCUCCACGGCGACCGUGGAAAUGAGACUCGCGACGUUGAGAUGGACACCCCGUUCCAGGCUUCUCGGGCUGAUCUUGAUGUCUCUAUGGGACCCCCUUCUCACCCUCAGGGUUGGUCCUCCCGCGCUUGA
This is a messenger RNA of Penicillium canariense, 1602 nucleotides long. RefSeq names its product putative meiosis protein MEI2. Lineage: Eukaryota; Fungi; Ascomycota; Eurotiomycetes; Eurotiales; Aspergillaceae. The transcript has 7 exons. Bases 1 to 1602 code for a protein of 533 amino acids. The record is from RefSeq and is a predicted model, not a curated record.